This is a messenger RNA of Postia placenta MAD-698-R-SB12, 740 nucleotides long. RefSeq lists its product as hypothetical. NCBI's taxonomy places the organism in Eukaryota, Fungi, Basidiomycota, Agaricomycetes, Polyporales, Adustoporiaceae. The record is from RefSeq and is a predicted model, not a curated record. Bases 257 to 595 code for a protein of 112 amino acids. The transcript is spliced from 3 exons.
GAAAGUUCAGCGGUUCAUAAUCGGGUCUAUAUAAGGUCAGUAUGUUGAUCUAGCACAGCCCCCGACUCUGCUUCUGCCAUAUACCAGGAACAAUUUUGAGUUCCUGUGGUCUACUGCCCCACUGAUCGGCCAGAUUAACUACGGAGUGGCAUACACCGUAGAAGCAGCACAGCGCGGGAUCGUCAUCUCAGCUAACUGUGACAGUGCACUGAAGACGCUGGCGAAUGGCCAUACAUCGUAUACAGGCUAACCUGGAAUGCGGGAUUUCAUUCCCCUCUGGACGUGGAACAGCUGCGGUACAGGCCGGAUCUCCAUGCUGUGUGCGACAGCCCCACUCUACCGAGCUGAGCACUUCCGACCAUUCUUCGUCCUCUGCCGUGACUAUUAUGGUCUGCAUACACAGUUCGAAUCACUGACGGCCCGCAGUCAUUCUUCAAUUUCACAAGGCUGCGAGUUGGUCCGCUGCGGCGUGGUCGGACCAGUGUGUACGCGAUGGGUAUCGUAUUGCACUGCAAACUACUCGGGUGCCAUCCUAUGCACUUCUAGGCCCCAAAAAACUGCUCAAAGCUGUGCGCUUCUCUGCCAACACCCUUAAUAGGCUAGCUCCGACCCGCCCAGCGCCAUGUAACAUCGCUUUUCGAUGCCUGAAGCAGGGCGGAAAUGACUUCAUCAUCUGUAGUAGACUGAAAACUUGUUCUUCAAGGCAAAUGUGACCACUUUCCUGAGCUCCAUAAUACCAA